Trichomonas vaginalis G3 is the source of this 886-nucleotide messenger RNA. RefSeq lists its product as uncharacterized. The annotation marks the transcript as partial. Lineage: Eukaryota; Parabasalia; Trichomonadida; Trichomonadidae. The transcript has a single exon. The record is from RefSeq and is a predicted model, not a curated record.
AUGACGACUAACUAUUUGGUGCCAAACACUAAACCGAUUAAUGGAAAUGUGUUUCAUUCAUUCGAAAAGAUAAAUGAAAUAUUCGCAAAGAAUGACGGUAGAAGAUAUUAUAGAGAACUUGAAAGUUCAUGCUAUGACUCUGAUGCUCCAUAUUUUGAUGAUAAACAAACUCAUUUAAGAAUUACAAAUCCGGCUCAUGAUGUGAACCAAUUAGGUGACACAUAUAUUAAACGCAAAGUUAAAGCAACUCUAGUUUCAAAUAAAGCUUUCACAUGUGAUGCCGCUUUUAAAUGCAUGCGUUUAUUCGUUGGUUACAAAUCAUCAAAUCAAAGCUUUAAACAAUUAGAAGUAGAAACCGAAAGAGGUGAUGCCGGUUAUCUUCAGAUGGAUUGCGCCCGUGAAUCUUUCGCAUUUGCAACAUAUAAACCAAAAUCAGAAAGGAAAGUUAAAAAGUUUGUUCAUUCGUUAUAUAAUAAUGUUCAAAAAUAUGAUAACUCAGUAUGUGGUAAAUAUAUUGACCCUUCAGAAGUUUUCAAGAAAGCAAAUGAAGAAGUUGAUAUCACUUUUGAUAUGAUUAUUCCGGUAAAUGAUUUGUUAGCAUUUCAGGCGUUCGAUGAUUAUCCUAAAUCAUUUGGUGAUAUCAUUCUUAAAUAUUAUGUUUUCAGGGAUACUUUAGUAUUUUGUCAGGUUGACCCGUUAAGAGUUGCUGAUUUACAAAAUUACGUUUAUGAAAAGAUAACUGAUGAAAAUUAUGAAAAGAUUAUGAAUCAUGUUUAUAAAUAUGAUCGCAAAUUCCAACAAAUCGGACUUCCUGCCAAAUUAAUUACAAGCUUAGCCGCUACAUCUGCUGACGCAACAGUUGAUGACGUUAUUAUUUCAUGCACAA